AUGUUGGGCUCGGGAGAGCUGGAUUUUCAGCUAUUCGUUUCACAAUCGGGACGAAUUAAACAGAAUCUCUUGGUUUUAAUAACUGUGUCAGUCAUUGUAGUUUGCGAGGUAUUUAUUUUCUUGUUGGAAACUAUCUCGACAUGGAGAAGCAUUCGUAAAAAGACCAACAAAUCGAGAUCAAAACUAAGCGCUUGGCAAAUUUGGAAGAAAAUUUCUCUCUUGAAAAAGUGUUUUAUUUGCUGCAACUUUUUCCUGAUAUUCGACUGCACGUUACUUAUUUUGCAACAAGUUGUCCCCCUCAUAUACACCGAUCUUUUAUGCACGAUCGCUCAUCGGGUACUUGGUCCAACCCUAAUUACAAGUUGCACAAGCUUUGUUUACUGUUUCCUCUGGGUGCGACAGUAUGGCCUUCAAAACAAGCCACUGCUAAAAAGUGCUUUGCCACCAUGGCUGCCAAAACUAAGCAUUGUGACGCUCACGAUCACUGUACUGUGCCUGUUGUUUCCCAUAUUCCUAGCUUGGGUUCCGCUUAGUUCUGGAUAUCCUGUUGUGGUUUGUUACUAUAGCAACAGCUCAUGUUAUCAAAUACCCUCCCAAGUAAAGAGUCCGGUGUUGCUUGUGUUUCCGACUUUCAUUCCAACGGUUUACAUUUUCCUCUUCUACAAGAUAUCCAGCUAUCACAAAAAGGCUUCGGCAUCAAUACAAGCAUCUAGUAAAAGCUUGGAUAGCAUGCUACAGCGGUGCUUAAUAGUCUCGUCAAUCUGCAUUUUUACAAGCAUUAUAUGUAAUGUUGGCAUUAUGUUCAGUACCAAUCAUGUACCCAUUGAAAUUACACAGCUUUUCGCGCGUAUCGAUUCCUUUGUCAACCUUGCUUGUCUUCUCUUCUGCUUCAAAACGAACUCCUUACAAGCUAUCUACUCUACUAUGCGACAAAAACAAUUCUCGACAAAGGUGAUCCGAAUUGGGAACAACGUAUCUAAAAAAGGCGUCUUUACCACAAUUUCAGAAACAACCGCUGCUUAACAGUGUAUUUCAUGUCAGUGAAGUACUAUUAAUACAAAAUUAAUGCUCAUAUGCUCAUAAUAAAAUAUUCAUCCAUGUAUGUUCUUUUUAUUAUUUAUUCUUUAUGGAUGAAGUCCUUGUCAAAAGGACAUGGGAAUUAGGCCAGGUUUGGCCCAUUACCCAAGCACCCGGAAAGCCCGUGUAAGUCCUUUGUGCGACUAUAAGUUCCGCGACACACUGCAUUGCACUUGGACGCGUAUAUUUUGCACGUUUUUUUUAACUUCAUGUGCUUACGAGUUACCACACUUUUCAACUUUGUGUAUGAUUUUUGUUUUUGAUAUGGCUUAUAUUAAUGUGCAGGCGCCUAAACCACUGAGCCACGGCCCUGGACAAUCCAUGUAUGUUGAUUGUUAUUCUAAAAAUUGUAAUCGAAGGAAUAAAAUAAAUGUACAACGAUAAGCGCCCUUUUUACAACUAUCCAAUCUAAAUAUGUUUUCAAUCGUAAGCGUUUCAUUCAUUGCUAUAUUUCUUUGUUUUCUUUAUUUGGUCUUUCAAUAUAUGUUAGCAAUGUAACACGAUCCUUGAGAAGAUAAGAAGUUCAUGGUUUUAAAGUCGCGUAUUUACCAACUAAUUAAAAAUUACUUUCGAUAGUUUUGAACGUAAGCAAUAUUCUCAAACGUGUAUUAAAUAAAACUAAUAAUCGCAA
Molecule: messenger RNA, 1708 nt
Organism: Ciona intestinalis (vase tunicate)
Lineage: Eukaryota; Metazoa; Chordata; Ascidiacea; Phlebobranchia; Cionidae
Source: RefSeq, a predicted model, not a curated record